Messenger RNA from Egretta garzetta (little egret), 936 nucleotides. It is a transcript of the gene SPACA1, whose product is annotated as sperm acrosome associated 1. The record is from RefSeq and is a predicted model, not a curated record. Gene Ontology annotation, biological process: acrosome assembly. Gene Ontology annotation, cellular component: acrosomal membrane. Lineage: Eukaryota; Metazoa; Chordata; Aves; Pelecaniformes; Ardeidae. The transcript has 7 exons. The coding region runs from base 1 to 936 and encodes 311 amino acids.
AUGCAGGCAGUGGGAAGGUGUCAGAGUGUGCUCAGUGCAGUCUUAAAGCCACCCAGCGUCACGGGGGCCCCUCCCGAACGGGGAAGCUGGGGAGACGGGGAAAGCUCCGAUUCUGCUGUCACUCUCGUAGCCAAAAGUGUGGGCUACGGGGAGUCGGAUGCGUGCAAACCCCCCUCUGUCUGUCUGUCAUCGAGCAACGAACCGCACAGGUUCACAGCCAACGUAUUGGCAAGCGCAAAGCCAGUUGCCCAUGGAAAGGUGUCCGUCCUGGGAAACCCCUGUCCCCUUUGUGGUCCGGAUGCCACUGUGUCCACGGAAGUAGAAUUUGGAGAAUGCACAGUUACAUGUGGGAUCGGCAUUCGAGAAGUUCUGUUAACCAGUGGAUGCCCUGGGGCUGAAGCAAAAUGUAUUAUCCGUGUGGAGGAAUGCCAGGGGCCAGUAGAUUGUGGAUGGGGAAUACCAAUUGGUGAUGAGGGCCUUGCCUGCGUGAAGAUGCCUUGCAUUUAUAUACCUCCUGAAAAUCGAUUUAAAUAUAUUUGGAAGAUGUUAACUCCAAACAAGACAGUGCACAUUCUUCCCAAUGAUUCAGCUGUUAUGGAAGUUUGCAGGGAAACCUAUUUGGUUACUUUCCAGUGUGAAACUCAAGAAAAUGGAAAUGUAGUUGCCGCUGUGAGAUAUGCAGUCUACGCAAGAACUGCAAUGCAAACAAAAAAACCAAGGAGAAUAGAAACAGAGCAAUCGAGGAGAAUGACAACAGAUGCCAUUCUGAUCUUUUGCCUGGCAACUGGAAUAAUUGUGACUGUUGGUGUGAUCUUUGCCAUGAUCUUUAUAAUUCUUCACUGGAGUGUUGUAAAAUCUAUUUGGGAAUCAGAAUCUGGGCAAGACAACCAAGACAAGAAGCUGACCAGCAAAACAUUACUGUAUGACAUGGAAUAA